ACAAGUGUCAUGCAAAUCCUAAUGUAAAACAGAUGAUAAUUGAUUAUAAUAAAUAAGUUGUACCCAGCGAUCGGUACUUACUUCGGAUUAAUUGUAAUCACUCCGAAUCUAGUAAGGGAAUAUGAUGCAGAAAUUAGUAGUGUGGUCUUACUUUCUAAUAGCAGGAAUCGUGGCCAGCUUUGGCCCCAUUGGAUUAUUUCGUGAGGAUGAUGCAUUUCCGAGAUAUAUGAAUACGAGUGUAGACCCCUGUGAUGACUUUUACGAAUACACUUGCGGAAAUUUCAAAAACGUCCAUCCUUUAAAUAAGGGGGAGAUGAAUGUGGACCAUUUUACCCUUCUAGAAAGCAAGAUAACAGAAAUUGCUAACCUGAUAUUAUCAUCACAAAUCAUACCAGAAGACCCUCAAGCCCUCAGAAAGGCGAAGUCAGCAUACCACGCAUGCGUGGACUCAAAUUUUCUUAAUGAGCGCAAGCAUCCAGAGCUGGCCAUAGUUGAAGAAGAGGGAGGUUUCCCAAUGGUACAGACAGACAGUGCUAGGGAUGAAGUAAAUUUCGGUUGGGACGAUAUAGGCAGAUUUGUUGGCACAUAUGGGGUGCAAAUGAUAUUUGAAGUUAAGGCUUAUGCUAGUGCUGAUGAUCCGACAAAAAAUGUUAUAAUGUUUCAAACGGAUUCAAUGGAAAACCCUGCCCUCUUCAGGCCACACUUUGAACUGAAUCAUGAGCAGAUCAUCGAAAAAAGCUUCAUGGAAAUGAGUGGAGCAGGUACUUACCGAAGAGCCCGAUCUGUGGCACCUUUUGACGUAUAUUUAACUCAACUGGCACAUAAAAUGAGAACUGCGACUAGAAGCUUGGUUAGCGAUGAGGUCAUAGAGAGCAACAUCCAAAAGAUGGCUAAUUUUAUGAGGGGUGUAUAUGCUGGAGGGUAUCCAAGUGAAAAUGAAAAUAUUAUUCCCCUAAAGAACAGCUCAACAGUUACUUUGAAGGAUCUCAAUGAGUGGACUGCCCAAAACUUUGGGCAGCAGGUGAAGAUAGACUGGGUACAAUACGUGGAAAGUAUUUUCAAAUUUACUGGUCUCACUAUGACUGAAGAUACCGAGGUUAUGCGGUUCAUUGGCUUAGAUACCAUGCUGUACAGAAUUCUAAAUUUGGUGAGACUGACUCACCCAAGUGUGGUUAAAGACUUUGCCAUGACGAGGGCUCUGUUAUACAUGGCACCAGAUGGAGAUCAAGAAUCAAGGCAGGCUUUGGAGGAAUACUAUACCAAGAUUAACGUCACGAACAUUCCUAGGGAGAAGUAUUGUACAAGAAAAAUCAUAGAUUCAGUUGGAACAGCUGGACUUAGUUUUGCAGUCGCAUAUGAAUAUCAACUGAGACAUUUUAAUGUGAACUCUUUGACAAAGGAUCGACGUCUCACUUCGAAACCAGGCAGUGCAAAGCGCAAUAUAUUUCCAGAAUCGACCAUCUCAUACCUUGGAUAGAGGAUAUUUUGCUAAGCCUAGACCAUGCUGAUAAGUUGCCAAAAAGCACGAAACAGCUGUCCAUGGUUCGCUGUAGCCAGCGAUUAAAACAUCAAAAGAUGAACUCAUCGCAUGUUUUCAGGCCCUUGAGAUGAUAAGAGAUCUACAAAGCUCUUUUGAACAAACCCUGAAAGAAUCAUCAUGGAUGGACGAUAAAUCUAAGGAAUUGGCGCUGAAAAAGCUGAGAAACGUCCUCACAAUAAUGGCAUAUCCCAAGGUGGCUGAGAAGCAAAGCAAGCUGAAUAAAUUUUAUCAAAACUUGAGAAUUUGUAAAUGGGACAAUUUUGGGAACAUGAAACGCAUCCGCGCAUUCAAACUAGCGUAUCUGUUAUCUCAAAUGGAGAAGAGAGAUAGGGCAUUCUGGGACAAAUCUCCAUUUGAAGUGAAUGCUUAUUACAACAGAGCUAAUAACAGAAUCAUUUUUCCUGUUGGAAUUCUCAAUCCAAUAUUCUUUGGGACAAGUAGUAGUAUUUUGGAUUAUGCCCGUAUAGGCAGCAUAAUAGGCCAUGAGAUCACUCACGGAUUUGACAUGCAGGGGGCUUAUUAUGAUCCCGAUGGCAGCAUGGAACCUUGGUGGACCCCAGAAACUAGACUUGCUUUUUAUAACAAAUCAAGAUGUUUCGUAGAACAGUAUAGCAAAUACUAUGUGCCGCAGACAGAUUCUUAUAUAAAUGCGACAAUUACCUUGAAUGAGAACAUAGCAGACAAUGGUGGCGUUAGAGGUUCAUACAGAGCGAUGAAGAAGUUACUAGAACGAGGAGGAGUUCAUGUAUCACAUAACUUUACGUCUGAUCAGCUUUUCUUCAUAGGAUUUGGUUCGAUGUGGUGCAACAACCCUUCAAGCGAGUAUCUGAACAAAAUGAAGAGUAACGAACACUCUACCUCAAAAUGGAGAGUAAAUGGAGUCGUUUCGAACGUGCCGGAGUUUGCAGAGGCAUUUCAGUGUCCAGCUGGUACCAAUAUGAAUCCAACGAAGAAAUGCAGGUUAUGGUGAUUCCGUCUUUUUUGUAUGUGUCUCAACAUUAAAGUAGUAUGAGCUGUGAUGUAAUUUAUUGAUACCGUUCAAAUAAAGACCAUUAACUUAUUGACCUGGAAAA
Molecule: messenger RNA, 2613 nt
Organism: Acanthoscelides obtectus
Lineage: Eukaryota; Metazoa; Arthropoda; Insecta; Coleoptera; Chrysomelidae
Source: the annotation of a GenBank genome assembly